Messenger RNA from Drosophila pseudoobscura, 1286 nucleotides. RefSeq names its product palmitoyltransferase ZDHHC16. The transcript is spliced from 6 exons. The record is from RefSeq and is a predicted model, not a curated record. Gene Ontology annotation, cellular component: Golgi apparatus. The coding region runs from base 117 to 1262 and encodes 381 amino acids. Gene Ontology annotation, biological process: protein palmitoylation. NCBI's taxonomy places the organism in Eukaryota, Metazoa, Arthropoda, Insecta, Diptera, Drosophilidae. Gene Ontology annotation, molecular function: palmitoyltransferase activity.
AUCGGACAGUAUUUUUUUAUUGGUAAAUCCGCGGUUACACUGAUAACCGCAUUUGUUUAUAAAAAAUGCUAUAAAUUAUUUAUAAAAGUAGGAGCACAUAAACAAACCUCCCCGCAAUGGUGCGGAUAACGUGGCGUGGCAACUCCACGCAGGAGCUGCUCUCGUCGUGUCGGCUGCGUUGGUCCUACAUGAAGCACUGCUGGCACUCGCUCACAUUCAAUGCCCAUAUGAACAGCUCCUAUGCCUCGGAUGUGUGCAUGACACCCAUCUUUUGGGUUGUGGACAACUACACCCACUGCCUGGGACCGUUCUUUGUGAUCGGAGUAGCUUGUCUGACCACUGCCGUCGUCAGCAUUGCCUAUUGGAUUGGGUUCCCCUUUUGGUUGGCCAAGGGCCAGUUGGCCUUGGCAUUUGUUCUAAUCGUCGGCAAUUGGCUACUCUUGAAUGUCAUAUUCCACUAUGUGAUGGCUGUGAUCACACCGCCAGGCCAUCCGCCUGAGGGUGUAUUGCUGGUGGAGGCAGUCACCAUGUGUGGCAAGUGUGUGACUCCCAAACCGCCACGGACCCAUCAUUGUUCGGUGUGCAAUCGCUGUGUGCUGAAAAUGGAUCACCACUGCCCUUGGCUAAACAACUGUGUGGGUUAUGGAAAUCAUCGCUACUUCUUCCUCUAUAUGCUUUACACCACGUUGGGUUGCCUAUUUCUCAUUUUGUUCGGCCUGGAGAUUGGGUACAAGUACCUUUGGCUUGAUCACGGGGAAAAUUGGACAGAGCUCGAGCCCCUAGUGGGGCAGCCAGUGAAGUUUAACCUCAGUGGACACAUUAUUCCAGUGACACAUCCCCAUGAGUACGAUGAGUUUGAUCUGCCACCAGCCGUACACAAUCUGCCCACGCCUGUCCUGGACACAGAUGCCCCAUCGCCUGGCCGGCGAAAGGCCCUGUGGUUCAUGGCCUUCACCAAUGUGGCCGUGGUGAUAGCCUUGGGCACUCUGUGCGCCUGGCAUGCGAAAUUAAUCACCCGCGGCGAGACAAGCGUGGAGUCGCACAUCAACGAGGCUGAACGCAAACGCUUCCUCAAAGAGCAACGCAUUUACAUAAAUCCGUACAAUUUCGGAGCCAAAAAGAACUGGAAAAUAUUCCUGGGCCUUGUGCGUGGCAGAUCCUUUUGGCGCACAGUUCUGUUGCCCUCGUGGCACAAGCCCGAGGGCAAUGGCCUCAGCUUUCACACUGUCCACGAUGCCUCCUUCGUGGAUGAGUGGCCGUAGUGUCCGUAGGGACUUUUGUGAUUU